Botrytis sinoallii is the source of this 1737-nucleotide messenger RNA. RefSeq lists its product as uncharacterized. The record is from RefSeq and is a predicted model, not a curated record. The transcript has 2 exons. Bases 1 to 1737 code for a protein of 578 amino acids. Gene Ontology annotation, molecular function: flavin adenine dinucleotide binding; oxidoreductase activity, acting on CH-OH group of donors. Lineage: Eukaryota; Fungi; Ascomycota; Leotiomycetes; Helotiales; Sclerotiniaceae.
AUGUCUACAGAAACCUACGAUAUCAUCAUUAUUGGCGGUGGUACUUCAGGUCUGGUUCUAGCCAAUCGUCUUUCCGAAAAUCCGAAUCUACAGAUCGUUGUUCUGGAAAGUGGUGAAGACCGCAGCGCAGAUCAAAAUACUCUUACUCCGGGUGCUUGGCCAUUGCUGUCGCAUUCUCCAGAAAAUUGGACAUUUCAAAUGGUUCCUCAGAAAGAAGUUCCUAGGGAUAUUAUAGUUCCGCAGGGAAAAGCUCUUGGAGGCUCAAGUGCGAUAAAUAGCUUCCUCUUCACCUCUACAUCCAAGGCGACAAUAGAGGAAUGGAAAAAUCUGGGUAACGAGGGAUGGGAUUAUGCCGCGUACGAGAAGGUUUUGAAGAAAUCAUAUACUCUGCAUAAGACCUCCGGUGUGACUGAAGGCAAUGGUCCACUCCAGAUUACCCUAGCUUCGCCCGAGACUCUUUGGCAGAAAGCUUGGAUUGAAGGUCUAGAAUCCUUGGGAUUCCCAAGAACUGAUCCCCUUUCUGGUCAUCUUGGCGGACCAAAUAUCGCUCCUGAGAGCAUCGAUCCUAAAACAAAACAGAGAAGCUAUGCUGGUAAUGCAUAUUUGGAUCCAAUUCGAAGUCGAUCAAACUUGACUAUUCAGACCAACACGAAUGUAACUAAAGUGUUAUUUGAAAAAUCUUCAUCGGCCAGUGAUGCUAUCGCUACAGGGGUAGAAUUCAUCUCUAAAGAUGGCUCGUCCCAAAUUGUCAAAGCUCGCAAAGAAGUCAUAAUCUGUGCCGGCGCCAUCAAUUCACCUCGAAUUCUUGAGCUGUCUGGGAUAGGCGACGCGGAUUUGCUUCAGCGCUUGGGAAUCGAUGUUGUAGUUGACAAUCCACACCGCGCGACGACGUUGAAAACGAUCGAUGCUUUUUUCCGGCAGGAGCCCGAUGCUAUUGCUGCUACUAUGCAGGAAUAUGCUACCAAUGGGACGGGCUAUUUGAGUACUAGUAAUAUCACAACUAUGGCUCAACUUCCAUUACCUGAGUUCCACACCGAAGCCGGACGCAAAGAACUCGAUCAAUUAUUAGCUGCGUCAAAAUCUAAUUCAGAUGCUUUUCAAUCUUCUCCAACUACACCCGCUUUCGCCGCCGCACACGAGAACUUCGUACGCUCCAUUAUCACAAAUCCCUCAGAAGCACUAGGAAACUACGUUUUCGGCUCAGGCUAUGCCCCCUUCGAUGCACCCAACCCAAGCUACCGUGCUCCCGGGAAACACAUCUCCAUCGCGAUCGAGCUCUCGCAUCCUCUCUCCCGGGGCAGCGUCCACAUCACCAGUUCCCUACCCGAACACACCGGCACCAAUACAGGGGUCGCCAUCAACUCCCGCUAUCUUACCCACCCCCUCGAUAUCGAGAUUCUUUCCCGCCAACUACGUUUCACAGAAGACAUCAUUAGUCGCGCGGAGCCUCUCACACGGUAUUUAAAACCCUUUUCUAAACGCUUUGCAGAUCUGGAAAUCGCAAAGGAAUAUGUAAGUCGGACGGUAGAUGGCGCGUAUCAUUAUACAGGGACUUGCGCGAUGAUGUCGAGGGAGAUGGGGGGAGUGGUGGAUAGUCGGUUGAGGGUUUAUGGGUGUAGAAAUUUGCGCGUGUGUGAUGCGAGUGUGAUUCCUGUGGAGCCGACGGCGAAUCCGCAGGCGGUGGUUUAUGCGGUUGCAGAGAUGGGGGCCGGGUUUGUGCGGGAGGAGGGGGUGUGA